Molecule: messenger RNA, 1026 nt
Organism: Talaromyces amestolkiae
Lineage: Eukaryota; Fungi; Ascomycota; Eurotiomycetes; Eurotiales; Trichocomaceae
Exons: 2
Coding region: 1-1026 (341 amino acids)
Cellular component (GO): cytoplasm
Source: RefSeq, a predicted model, not a curated record
AUGCCUGCUGUAAGCAAAGUUCCGACUCGAGCUUUUGGCAAACUUGGGCCAGAACUCCCACGACUUGGAUUAGGUUUGAUGAACACAAGUGGAACAUAUAACCUCCCACCUCCAGAUUCCGAGCGUCUGGCAUUACUAGACCACGCUUACAAUAAGGGACAAGUAUUUUGGGAUACUGCCGACGAGUAUGGCGAUUCAGAGGACUUGCUGGGUAAAUGGUUCGCUGCCAACCCUGAAAAACGAAAGGAUAUUUUUCUGGCGACAAAGUUCGGUAUUAGAAUCAUCGAUGGCAAGUUACAGCCAAGCUCUUCGCCAGAGUACUGCCGUCAAGCAAUCGAAAAAUCCCUGAAGCGUCUUGGGUUACCUUACAUCGAUCUCUAUUAUAUCCAUCGUCUGGACAAAGUCACCCCUAUCGAAAAGACGAUUGAGGCCUUAGUCCAGCUCAAAAACGAGGGCAAGAUCAAACACCUGGGUAUCAGUGAAUGCAGUGCCGAAUCACUGCGUCGAGCUCAUGCCGUCCAUCCGAUUACGGCCAUCCAGGUUGAAUACAGUCUCUUUUGUCGUGAGAUCGAGUCAUCAAAGACAAAACUGCUCGAGACAGCACGCGAGCUUGGUGUGGCCGUUGUAUGCUACAGUCCUCUCGGAAACGGAUUCUUGACGGGCAGAUUUCGCACCGUCGAAGAUGUCAGUGGACCGGGUGACCGCCGUCACAUUCUGCCUUGGUAUGCGCCAGACUAUCUGGCAAACAACUUGGCAGUCGUCGACAAGAUCGCCGAGAUUGCCAAGACCAAGGGAAUAACCUCAGCUCAACUUGCUCUCGCCUGGUUGCUGGCGCAGGGCAAUGAUAUUUUCCCAAUUCCAGGAACGAGCAAUUUCAAAAGACUUGACGAGAAUUUGGCAAGCGCUUCCGUGACGAUCACGGAAGAGGAAGAGAAAGCUCUCCGGGAAUUAGCAGGCGAAAUAGUUGCAGAGCGUUUCCAGAGUAAGACUGGAUUUGCAUACGGCGAUACGCCACCACUGGAGUAG